Molecule: messenger RNA, 2281 nt
Organism: Phyllostomus discolor (pale spear-nosed bat)
Lineage: Eukaryota; Metazoa; Chordata; Mammalia; Chiroptera; Phyllostomidae
Gene: OXTR
Product: oxytocin receptor
Exons: 3
Coding region: 458-1618 (386 amino acids)
Biological process (GO): G protein-coupled receptor signaling pathway; female pregnancy; positive regulation of vasoconstriction
Cellular component (GO): membrane
Molecular function (GO): vasopressin receptor activity; peptide binding; oxytocin receptor activity
Source: RefSeq, a predicted model, not a curated record
GGUGCAGCGCCUGCCACUCGCUGCAGGAAAGCUGAGCACCUGCAGACAACGCCGCAUGCUGACGCUAUCAGCGCGCACAGCCCCCGCUGCGCUCCUGGUUAGCGAUCUGUCCCUGUCCAGCGACCUGCCAGGCUGCGCGAGAGGGUAUUCCAGUCCAGGGUCCAGAGUCCAGGAUCUCAGCAUAGUGGCAGACAGUGCCAACAGCAGCCACCCCAACCUGGGCUGGGAGCCCACGCGUCUUUGGAUCCGUCCGCGGUGGUGAAACUCAGGGAGCCAACUUAAGGCCCGUCUGUGGACUCGGUGCAGGGUCCCACCCAGCAGAUCGGUCUGCGGAGCUCCGGGAGUGGAAACCCGAGCCGCACCCCCAGGCACGCCGAGACGCCGCGUCGGGCCCUGCCCUGUUGCACCACGCCUUAAAAGGCACCAAGGCCAGGGUCUCACAGCAGUGGCUACAGUCAUGGAAGGCGCGCUUGAGGCCAACUGGAGCACCGAGGCGGUCAACGGGAGUGCGGCGCCGCUAGUGGCCCAGGGCAACCGCACCGACGGGGUGCAGCGCAACGAGGCCCUGGCACGAGUGGAGGUGGCGGUGCUGGGCCUCAUCCUCUUCCUAGCGCUGAGCGGCAAUGCUUGCGUGCUGCUAGCACUGCGCACCACGCGCCACAAACACUCGCGCCUCUUCUUCUUCAUGAAGCACCUGAGCAUCGCCGAUCUGGUGGUGGCAGUGUUCCAGGUACUGCCACAGCUGCUGUGGGACAUAACUUUCCGCUUCUACGGGCCGGACUUGCUGUGUCGCCUGGUAAAGUACCUACAGGUGGUGGGCAUGUUCGCUUCCACCUACCUGCUGCUGCUCAUGUCGCUUGACCGCUGUCUGGCCAUCUGCCAGCCUCUACGGACCCUGCACCGCCGCGCGGAUCGCCUGGCUGUGCUCAUCACGUGGCUGGGCUGCCUGGUGGCCAGUGCGCCGCAGGUGCACAUAUUCUCCAUGCGCGAAGUGACUGAUGGCGUCUUCGACUGCUGGGCCAGCUUCAUCCAGCCCUGGGGGCCCAAGGCCUACGUCACUUGGAUCACGCUCGCGGUCUACAUCGUGCCAGUCAUUGUGCUCACCACCUGCUACAGCCUCAUCUGCUUUAAGAUCUGGCAGAACAUUCGAAUCAAGACUGCGGCAGUGGGGGCGGCCAAGGGACCCGAGGGUGCAGUGGCAGGCAGCAGGGAACACGAGGCCCUGGCACGAGUCAGCAGUGUCAAACUCAUCUCCAGGGCCAAGAUCCGCACAGUCAAGAUGACCUUCAUCAUCGUGCUGGCCUUCAUCGUGUGCUGGACGCCAUAUUUCUUCGUUCAGAUGUGGAGCGUCUGGGACACCAAGCCACCGAAGGAAGCUUCGGCUUUCAUCAUCGCCAUGCUUCUGGCCAGCCUCAACAGCUGCUGCAACCCCUGGAUCUACAUGCUCUUCACAGGCCACCUCUUUCAUGAGCUGGCAGAGCGCUUCCUCUGCUGCUCCUCCAGCCACCUAAGGGGCUCCCGGCCGGGAGAGACAAGCAAAAAGAGCAACUCAUCCAGCUUUUUCCCAAGCCGGCACAGCUCCAGCCAGAGGAGCUGCACGCAGCUCUCCUCCAUGUGACCAGCUCUGGGCUGGACUGCCUCCCUUCGAUCAGGUUGCGUGACAUUGACAGUCUGCUCCUUGGUGGCCUUGUAUGUAUGUGUAAUAAGGCACCUUUCCAUUUGUACAGCUCCACACCUUGGAGCAGUUUGCAUGGGUGGGGGGUGCUCACACAGGGUGGGGAAGUGGUCUCCAUGGGGGAAGAUGGUAGGGUGACUCAGCCACCAGACUGUCCUUGGGUCUCCUGUGAGUUCCAGCAGAUACUUCUGCUCCCCUGAUUCCAAUGCUGCCCCUGGCUGCUGGAUGGGUUGUUUAUGUUUCCUGGACUUGUAAUUUCACUCCAGUAUCUUUUUUCUCCUUUAUUCUGUGAUUUUGUGAAAGGGUUAGGUAUAGGAUUGGUGACCAGUUAUGUUUGGAAGCUCAGUGUCCUGAGCUUGGAGUAAGAAGUGGGAAUGGGAUCUCAAACGGGAAGGUGGUACUUAUAUACUCCUGGCCCCUCAGAAUGUGUUUGCCUUUGAGUGGAUCUAUCCUAGCAUCAUUGGGUACCAGCUUGUCAGAGGAUGGUCCUAGGAGCAGAGAAUUCUCUUAUGAGAUGGUUUGGCCUAGGAAGUCGAUUAAAACUUGGAUUAAAAACGUUUAACAAGCUAAUAUCUAAGUAGCAAGUGGGAAAGAAAGAAAGAAAGA